Choloepus didactylus (southern two-toed sloth) is the source of this 1693-nucleotide messenger RNA. RefSeq names its product cholinergic receptor nicotinic gamma subunit (gene CHRNG). The transcript has 12 exons. Lineage: Eukaryota; Metazoa; Chordata; Mammalia; Pilosa; Megalonychidae. Gene Ontology annotation, molecular function: transmembrane signaling receptor activity; acetylcholine-gated monoatomic cation-selective channel activity. Gene Ontology annotation, cellular component: postsynaptic membrane; neuron projection; synapse. Gene Ontology annotation, biological process: nervous system process; signal transduction; chemical synaptic transmission. The record is from RefSeq and is a predicted model, not a curated record. Bases 1 to 1551 code for a protein of 516 amino acids.
AUGCACGGGGGCCGGGGGCCACUGCCCCUCCUGCUGCUGCUGGCUGCUGGCCUGGGAGCCCAGGGCCGCAACCAGGAGGAGCGGCUGCUUGCAGACCUGAUGCACAACUACAACCCGCAGCUGCGGCCAGCCCAGCACGACGCGGAUGUGGUCAACGUCAGCCUGAAGCUCACCCUCACCAACCUCAUCUCCCUGAAUGAGCGAGAGGAGGCCCUCACCACCAACGUCUGGAUAGAGAUGCAGUGGUGCGACUAUCGUCUGCGCUGGGACCCCCAAGACUAUGAAGGCCUGUGGGUGCUGAGGGUGCCGUCCACCAUGGUGUGGCGGCCAGAUAUCGUCCUGGAGAACAACGUGGACGGCGUGUUCGAGGUGGCCCUCUACUGCAACGUGCUCGUGUCCCCCGACGGGUGUGUCUACUGGCUGCCGCCUGCCAUCUUCCGCUCCUCCUGCCCCAUCUCCGUCACCUACUUCCCCUUCGACUGGCAGAACUGCUCCCUGGUCUUCCAGUCCCAGACAUACAGCACCAACGAGAUUGAUUUGCAGCUGAGUCAGGAGGAUGGCCAGACCAUCGAGUGGAUUUUCAUCGACCCAGAGGCCUUUACAGAGAACGGGGAAUGGGCCAUCCGGCACCGGCCGGCCAAGAGGCUGCUGGACCACGCGGCACUGGCAGAGGACGCGGGCCACCAGAAGGUGGUGUUCUACCUGCUCAUCCAGCGCAAGCCCCUCUUCUAUGUCAUCAACAUCAUCGCCCCCUGCGUCCUCAUCUCCUCCGUAGCCAUCCUCAUCUACUUCCUCCCUGCCAAGGCGGGCGGCCAGAAGUGUACGGUCGCCAUCAACGUGCUCCUGGCCCAGACCGUCUUCCUCUUCCUCGUGGCCAGAAAGGUGCCCGAGACCUCCCAGGCAGUGCCACUCAUCAGCAAGUAUCUGACCUUCCUCCUGGCAGUGACCAUCCUCAUUGUCGUGAAUGCCGUGGUCGUGCUCAACGUGUCCUUGCGUUCCCCACAUACACACUCCAUGGCCCGCCGGGUCCGCAAGGUGUUCCUGCAGCUCCUGCCCCAGCUGCUGCGGAUGCACGUCUGUGAGCUGGCCCCAGAGGCUGUACGGGACAUCCGGCCCCAGCUACAGAAUGGCUCCUUGGGGUGGUCAAGUACAGCUGGGGAGGGGGCUGCCCUCCGCCUGCCUCGCAGUGAACUCCUCUUCCGGCAGCGGAAUGGGCUGGUGAGGGCAGUGCUGGAGAAGCUAGAGAAAGGCCUGGAGCCAGGACAGAGCCAGGGGUUCUGUGGCAGCCUGAAGCAGGCCGCCCCGGCCAUCCAGGCCUGUGUGGAAGCCUGCAACCUCAUCGCCCGCGCCCGGCACCAGCAGAGCCACUUUGCCAGUGGGAACGAGGAGUGGUUCCUGGUGGGCCGCGUGCUGGACCGCGUCUGCUUCCUGGCCAUGCUCUCGCUCUUCGUCUGUGGCACUGCUGGCAUCUUCCUCAUUGCCCACUGCAACCAGGUGCCUGCCCUGCCAUUCCCUGGAGACCCCCGCCCCUACCUGCCCUCACCCGACUGAGCCAACCAACCUCUGCCGGCACAUGGACACAGUGACACUUAUCAGCUGUGUUCUUCUGCCACGGAGGUCCCUAAUAUGGUCUUUGGGAGGUGCCCUUCAAGACCAUGAAAGCCAGAUCGCCCAAAAGAAGCAGAGGAAAUAA